ACGGUUGGUGGAAGACGAUAACUGGAGCGUUCAGAAUGACGGGUACAAUAUUAGAAAAUCUAAGUGGCAAAAAAUUGGGCAUUUUAGUCGCUUGUCUGCUGUGCAUGCAGUUUUUUUGUUUUCUUCUGGGUGGACUUGUAGCCCCCGUACCAGCCAGCGUGCAGACGAUUCUCGCAACUAUAUGUAAAGAUAUUCCAGGAUCGCACAACGAUACCACAGUAUGGCUCUAUUCCAGGGGCGAUGAUCGCUGUCAGAGCUUGGACCAUUUUGAUAUUGAAAGUGACGACAUGCGAAUGGCGAAUCAGAUUGUUUUCGUAUUCCAAAUGCCUUUACCCCGCGAAGGACGUCAACUAGAUUAUUCUCGGUGGCAACAGAAUUUGAUUGGCGUAUUACAGACGGAUAUUGCAUUUGAAGCAAAUGUACUACAUAAACCGCAUUCCAAAAUUACCAUCGACGCGCGGCUUGCGUAUCGGAAUAAGGAUGAUGGCCCGGACCAGAGUUGGAAAUAUUUGGCGUCUUCGAUGGAAGAACGCGAUCUCGAUUGUUUUGCCAACAAUGCCACUGAUGACUACCUGUAUAGCUGUAACACGAUUCCACUGUUUGAGCUCGGUUCGUUGCAUCACGAUUUUUAUCUCCUCAACGUCCGCCUACCCGUCGACAGUGAGCGUCGAAUGAAUAUCGAAAUUGGGCAUAUUAAAGACUUACAUCUUUCGGUGAUCUAUCAGAAUGGUGGUUUCACCAAGGUUUGGGUCUCGCUUAAAACGGUGUUUCUUCCUUUGAUCGUGUCGAUCAUGGCUUGGUUUUGGCAACGAGUGCAUCUUCUACAGCGCAAACCGGCUCUGUUGGAGCAGAUGCUGUUAUCGCUAGGCUGUGCAUUAACAGUUCUUAAUGUACCAUUGGAGUAUUUGACACUGUUUUUCGACAUGCCAUUUAUGCUAUUGUUAAGUGAUAUUCGCCAGGGGAUCUUUUACGCUGCACUGCUAUCCUUCUGGUUAAUUUUUGCAGGAGAGCACCUACUGAUCCAAGAAACAGGAGAAAAAUCGAGUCUUAGAACAUAUUGGAAGCAUCUGAGUGCUGUAGCUAUCGGUUGUGUGUCGCUUUUUUUGUUUGAUCUAUGCGAACGAGGUGUGCAGCUACGUAAUCCUUUCUACUCAAUUUGGGUUUCAAAGAUUGGAGCAAAUGUUGCACUUGGUUUCAUAAUUUUGGCCGGAGUUUCGGCAGGAUGCUACUUUUUCUUUCUGUGUUACAUGAUCUGGAAAGUAUUUUGUAAUAUAAACUUAAAGCGUACCUCGCUCCCCUCCAUGUCAUCAGCUCGUCGGUUACAUUACGAAGGCAUUAUUUAUCGUUUCCAAUUUCUAAUGUUGGCCACGUUGUUGUGUGCAGCAAUGACUGUGAUUGGUUUUAUUAUUGGUCAAGUUUCAGAGGGUCGUUGGAAAUGGGAUGAAAAUAUUGACCUCGAAUUUACCUCUGCUUUCUGUACCGGCGUGUACGGCAUGUGGAACAUUUACAUCUUUGCCCUGAUCGUGUUGUAUGCUCCGAGUCACAAAAAGUGGCCUACCAAUGAAACUACGGCAAAUUUUUUGACUGUUUUAGAGAACAUCAUGAGCGAAGAAAUUGAAUUUAGCAAUUUACCAUCCGAUUCAAACCCGAGUGAAAUAUCAUCCUUAACACAGUUCGCUAGAAAAGCAGCCCAGGAUUAGAAUCGGGAUUCGAGCCAUUAAGCUGAUAUGCCAACAUAUUCUUUACCUUGUUUCCUAAUCGUCGUAGCCAGUGUGUAUAGAAUCUUCGAAAAGAAAAUGCAUUUACUUAUUCACUAGCAUGCAGAACAAGAAUCUUUCGACGUCGCUUUAAUAAUAAGUAGUUUGUAGUAGAAUCAAAAACUGUAUGAUUCAUAUGCCAGUAUUAACAUGCAUAACCAAGUAAUAGAAAGUAAAAUCAUUUUGUCCUCCGGUUUAUCCUUGAAUCAAGUAAAAUAUAUUCGAUUUGUGUAAUAUAUGUUCCACCUUUUUUGUCACUUAAUAAUUUUCAACCCAAUUGGAUAUAAUGAAACAAUGAUUGUUAAGGCACCCUAUCAAUGAACAAUUGUACGUUGUUUUGCAUUAUCGUUUUUAUUUGCAACAUGUUUCGUGUAUGCAAUUUUUGUA
This is a messenger RNA of Anopheles nili, 2144 nucleotides long. RefSeq names its product protein wntless (gene wls). Gene Ontology annotation, cellular component: endomembrane system; organelle membrane. The transcript has 5 exons. Bases 36 to 1700 code for a protein of 554 amino acids. NCBI's taxonomy places the organism in Eukaryota, Metazoa, Arthropoda, Insecta, Diptera, Culicidae. Gene Ontology annotation, biological process: intracellular protein transport; Wnt signaling pathway; Wnt protein secretion. The record is from RefSeq and is a predicted model, not a curated record. Gene Ontology annotation, molecular function: Wnt-protein binding.